AUGGCUUCCCUUGAUGUGCGCCCUGUCCGCAAAGGUCCCCUGAGGCUCGAUCCCGUCCCCGAGAUCCUCCGGCCUCUGAUCCGCGCUUAUCUCCUAGGCUAUGCGUCUGCCGUGGCUCCUCGGCUGUUGACGUUAGUGCUACAGCAUGUUGCCAAGAGGAGACGAAAAGCGGCCAACCAACUGUCUCUAGACUCGGAUGACAGCUCCUUUGUCAAGUCUGCAACUCACAUUGUGAAAACAGGGUUCAACCUCCAACGCUUCCCAACGUUUUGUGCCGUGCUGGUCGGUGGUGGCACUCUCUUGCAGGAACCUAUCAAGAGCAUCUUGGAAAAGGCUGCCAAGGGUCUAAGUGAAGCAGCUCGUUCAAGGCUAGCAAGAUGGCUAUCCACGUUCCUUGCAGGCUGGUUUGGCCUUCGUCUACUACAUUGUUACGAAAGUCGAGCGUAUGAAGAGACAGUCCCUGCAAAGGGAGAUUCUUCCCCAGGUGAUGAACCUCAAAAGGUCAAGUUCGCAGGUCGAACCUUGGACCUAACGUUGUUCGCCGUCACCCGCGCCCUUGAUGUUGUGAUCGGUGAUCUAUGGUCGAGGUACAAGGCCCGCCGCGUGGCUUCCAAGAAGUGGUCAAAGGCCGAGCGUUUCAUCUCGAAAUUCGUUGACCCCCUGGUGUUUGCCGCCUCGUCGGGUCUUGUCAUGUGGGCUUGGUUCUACCAUCCCAAGCGUCUUCCCCGCAGCUACAACAAAUGGAUCACCUCGGCUGCAUCUGUCGAUUUACGGUUGAUCGAGGCUCUUCGCCGCUGCCACACGGGCGAGUUCCAGUAUGGCAAGGAGACGGGCCAGUCAUCCCUGCUGCAGGGGAUGUGCGUCGACUACGAGUGGCCGCUUGCCUGGGGAGAUCCUGCAGUGGUUGUGCCUAUCCCCUGCCAGAUGGUGCACAUGGCUUCUGGCCCUUCGUGCGAAUACCACGCUGUUAGCCGCUUCUUUCGAGCCUGGAAGUGGUCUAUGGCUACAUACCUACCCCUGACGCUCGCCCUUGCGCUCCGGAACCCGUCUCACAAAGCCUUCCGCCGCGCCCUCAUCUCUUCGUGCCGUUCGUCCAGCUUCCUCGCCACCUUCAUCACUCUCUUCUACUACGGAGUUUGUCUCAGCCGCACGCGUAUAGGACCCCGCCUCCCCGGUGGCACAACCAUCGAGCGCCGCCAGAAGAUGGAUGGGGGCAUCUGCGUUGGCACCGGCUGCCUCCUGUGCGGCUGGAGCAUUCUGAUCGAGACAGCCAGCAGACGCAAGGACAUUGCUCUGUUUGUCGCCCCGCGUGCUAUGGCUACGGUGCUGCCAAGGCGCUAUCCGUUGGAUAAGCAGUGGAGGGAGACUCUUGUCUUUGCAGCCAGUACGGCUGUUGUAUUUACUUGUGUUAUGGAAAACCCUGAUCGAGUUCGGGGCGUCUUUGGCAAGCUGCUGAAGACGGUGCUCGCGAAAUAG
This is a messenger RNA of Fusarium falciforme, 1476 nucleotides long. RefSeq lists its product as hypothetical. The coding region runs from base 1 to 1476 and encodes 491 amino acids. The transcript has 4 exons. The record is from RefSeq and is a predicted model, not a curated record. NCBI's taxonomy places the organism in Eukaryota, Fungi, Ascomycota, Sordariomycetes, Hypocreales, Nectriaceae.